Corticium candelabrum is the source of this 1764-nucleotide messenger RNA. RefSeq names its product myosin-4-like. The transcript is spliced from 2 exons. Gene Ontology annotation, biological process: proteolysis. Gene Ontology annotation, molecular function: nucleic acid binding; zinc ion binding; aspartic-type endopeptidase activity. The coding region runs from base 46 to 1764 and encodes 572 amino acids. NCBI's taxonomy places the organism in Eukaryota, Metazoa, Porifera, Homoscleromorpha, Homosclerophorida, Plakinidae. The record is from RefSeq and is a predicted model, not a curated record.
GAGAGUGACUUCGGGAGGCGUUACAACUUGAGAUCGAGGCAGACCAUGGCGAGUGAGGGAGAAGUCGAGUCACUUCGCCGCCAGGUAGAAGAACAGAAGAUUCAGCUAGAGGAAGCGCUGCAGAGGGUCUCUCAGCUGGAGAAAGAGCUCGAAGAAGAACGGAAAUCCGUUCGACUGCAAGUGCUCGAAGCCAAGGAAGAGGUGAGAGAUAGAACAGAAAAGACGUUGGAUGACGUGAGAGCGCACCAGGAGCGUAUGCGCAAUGAGUAUACGGAAAUGCUGGCAAAACGGGAUUCACAAAUUGAGGAGCUCGUCCAGAAAUUGGAGGAUGCCAGAGAGAUAGCCCCACCCUUGGAGGAGGACGAAUUACGCACAGAGGAUGUUGCUGAGAAGGCAGAGAGCGCUAGCAGCCAAUCGUUGGGAACUACUAACCAGACAGGUAGGCAAAUGGAGGAGCAUCAAAGUCAUGAGUCGAGUGUUGCCAGUGCAAUGAGGGCCUGGAGUCUUCCUCGGUUGCAAAAGUUUACAGGGGAGAGGGUCAAUGACGAAGAUGGCUUCAAACAGUUUGUGAAAGAGUUCGAGAGAUACUCUCUGCUGGCUGGUUGGUCUGGUGAGAUUAGGCGGUUGCAGUUUGAAGUCCACUUGGGAGGCAGGGCACUGAGGAUGUACGAGUCAUUGAAAGAUGACCAACGCAGGACGUAUGAAGAAGCCCGAGAUGCGUUGAUAAAGGUGUUGCAACCUGUCAGACUGGAAUCCUACAGGCGUAACCAAUUUAACAGCAGACGUCAGAGAGAAGGAGAGUCAGUUAGUGACUUCGCAGAAGCAUUACAGCGAUUGAUGAUGCAAGCUUUUGAAAGGCACAGCAUGGACAACGAACUGCGAGACAAGAUACUACUCGGUCAGUUUGAACAGGGACUGUUGACCAAGUGGAAGACACACUUGAAGUACCCCUUGGAUACGUUUGAAGAUGGUGUAAGCCAGGCGCGAAUGGCAGAAGCGGUAGAGGAACAGUUGCUUGGAGUGUCUGCUAGGGGAAAUCCCAGAGGAAAGGCUGUCAAGCAGCAUACUGCACAAGUAACAACUGAGUCCACUCUAACCCGUAUACCAGGUGAAACUGAGCAGGACAAGGAAGCUGAGCAAGGGAUCGCUACCUCAGCUAAGCUUGGAGGUCCAACCAGGAAGCCAUGGAUAAGGUGUUUCAAAUGCCAACGGAAGGGACACUAUGCAUCUGACUGUCCUGACUUAGGAGGAGAUAAGGGACCAGUCAAGACCAAGCCACAGCAAGGAAGUAAACCUAGCCAGGUAUCAGUGGUACAACAGUCACCAGAGUCAGUGAGCCUGGAAGAGAGAAUCGAAAGGGCUAAAAAGGAAUACGAGGAUUUGCAGCUCCGACGGCUACGACUAUCGGUUGCAGCAACACAGGAAGAGGAGCAGGUAGCGGUUGUCACUGAAGCGGUAGGACCACGUCCUUACUCCCGAAUCCUAGUUGGGGGCUGUGAAGUAGAAGCAAUGCUAGAUACGGGCUCUCCUGUCUGCAUCGUUUCGGAAGCUGUACUUUUGCAGGUGGCCAGGAAGGGUAAAGUGCGGAGUAGUGAUCUGAAACGACCAGGAGUAAGGCUAACGGACUACAAUCACCAGGAGAUCCCGGUAUUGGCUCAAGUCGAACUUGAGUUAUCUGUGAAAGACGGAUUGACUGCCACAGUACCUGUGUUUGUGUCAGAGAAGGCUAAGCCACCUUGUCUGCUGGGACUAGAGGCCACGUAG